AUCGUAGCAGCCACUGUUGGCAUUGAGGAGGACGCGUUUUAACAUAGUCGGGAGUUUUGCAAGGACAGGCGAGUUUAUUUGCAGUUUUAUCGUGAAGUGAUCAGACGAAACGUUAGAAAGCGUCGAUUAUAUGCGGUCGUUAAGUACACAUAGGUUUUUAACCGACUAAUAACCACUUGUAACACGGGAAGUUUUGAUUUAAAUUCGCACUUCACUUAGCCUGACUGAAGAAGCUAACUUGUCUAACGUUAGCUUUUAACAUAGCAAGCUAGCACGGACAAGGAUGACCGGUUAAUGUUGGCUUCAGCAGGCUAUAAUUCCGCGUUAUUGUGACAUUUUAUAGUGUAAACUUAUCUUAUUUUAAAAUAGAAUUUUAUAGGGCUUUGUUGGUUCUUUAUUAAGCUGAACAAAACAUUCUGUGAAGAUGAGCGCUGGAAUAGUGAAGGCGGCCAAGCCGGCCUCUCACGUCGACCCCAAAUCUGCACCGCUUAAAGAGAUUCCUGAUAUUUUAGUGGACCCGCGGACUAUGAAGAGGUAUAUGAGGGGCCGUUUCCUCGGAAAGGGGGGUUUUGCUAAAUGCUAUGAAAUAACAGACAUGGACACUAAAGAAGUUUUCGCCGGGAAAGUGGUGCCCAAGGCUCUUCUCCUGAAGCCUCACCAGAAGGAGAAGAUGAGCACCGAAAUCUCUAUUCACAAAAGCCUGGACAAUCAGCAUGUCGUAGGCUUUAAGGGCUUCUUUGAGGACGACGAUUUCGUGUUUGUGGUCCUGGAAAUUUGCCGCAGAAGGUCUCUAUUGGAACUGCACAAGCGGCGAAAGGCAGUGACGGAACCCGAGGCCCGCUACUUCAUGCGUCACACCAUCCAGGGCUGCCAGUACCUCCACAAUAACCGAGUCAUCCACCGCGACCUCAAGCUGGGCAACCUCUUCCUCAAUGAGGAAAUGGAGGUCAAGAUAGGGGACUUUGGACUGGCCACGCGCAUCGAGUUUGACGGCGAGAGGAAGAAGACGCUGUGUGGGACGCCCAACUACAUCGCCCCCGAGGUCCUCUGCAAGAAGGGACACAGCUUUGAGGUGGACAUCUGGUCCCUGGGCUGCAUCCUGUACACACUGCUGGUGGGGAAGCCUCCAUUUGAGACGUCGUGUCUGAAGGAAACGUACGUUCGCAUCAAGAAGAACGAGUACGCCAUCCCACGGCACAUCAGUCCCGUAGCGGCGGCGCUGAUCAAACGCAUGCUGCACGCUGAGCCGUCCCUGCGCCCCACCAUCGCCGAUCUCCUGACGGACGAGUUCUUCACCAGCGGCUACGUGCCCGUGCGCCUCCCCACCUCCUGCCUCACCGUCGCCCCGCGCUUCUCCAUCGCCCCCGGCUCCCUCGAGCCGCCCCGGCGACCGCUCACCGCCAUCAACAAUGGUACAGACAGCCCCCUGGAGAAACUUGGGAAGGGUGAACAGAAAGAUGAGCAACAGCCAGGUGACACUCAGGAGUCUGUGGACACACACCUGUCCGACCUGCUGCAGCAGCUCACCAGCCUGAACAACGCCAAACCCUCAGAGAGGGCCGUCAUCCGCCAGGAGGAGUCAGAGGACCCUGCCUGUAUUCCCAUCUUCUGGAUCAGCAAAUGGGUGGACUACUCUGACAAAUACGGUCUAGGUUAUCAGCUGUGUGAUAACAGCGUGGGUGUGUUAUUUAACGACUCCACACGGCUCGUCCUGUAUGACGAUGGCGACACGCUGCAGUACAUCGACCGCAACUCCGCCGAGUCCUACCUCAGUGUCCGCACCUACCCAUCAACUCUGGCAAAGAAGAUCACGCUGCUGAAGUACUUCAGGAACUACAUGAGUGAGCACCUGCUGAAGGCGGGCGCCAACAUCACGCCGCGGGACGGAGACCAGCUGACGCGCCUGCCCUUCCUGCGCCACUGGUUCCGCACCAAGAGCGCCAUCGUGCUCCACCUCAGCAACGGCAGCGUGCAGAUCAACUUCUUCCAGGACCACACUAAGGUGAUCCUGUGCCCUCUGAUGGGAUCGGUGACCUACAUCGACGAGCGGCGCGAGUUCCGCACGUACCGCAUGAGCGUGAUGGAGGAGUUUGGCUGCAGCCGCGAGCUGGCCAGCCGCCUGCGCUACGCCCGCAACAUGGUGGAGAAGCUGCAGGCCUGCAAGACCGCCCCUGCACAGCGCUGAGACCACACACACACACGGACAUCCAUCCAUCCCCCUUUGGCACACACACCCUCACACACGCAUAUACCCUCAGACCUCCGGUCACAGGAAGUGGUCUGUCUAGAGCCCUGUCAGUCUCCUGAUGAAUUGUGGGAUAGUGGUAGUUUGGAGGCCUUGUCAGUUGAUCAUGUACUGCGCUCUGUCUCUGUGCGUUUCUCUCUCUCUCUCUCUGUGUGUCUGUCUGUCUCUCUCGGUGUGGAUUUAUUUGUUUAUUCUCUCCAUCUGUAUAAUAUGAGAAAGUUCUGUGUUUACCAGGUGUUUGUUUUUUUAUCAUCUUUAAUAUUACAAAUUUAAUAAAGAUCUUUGUCUUAUUA
Molecule: messenger RNA, 2538 nt
Organism: Clupea harengus (Atlantic herring)
Lineage: Eukaryota; Metazoa; Chordata; Actinopteri; Clupeiformes; Clupeidae
Product: polo-like kinase 1 (Drosophila)
Biological process (GO): protein phosphorylation; mitotic spindle organization
Cellular component (GO): centrosome; cytoplasm; kinetochore
Molecular function (GO): protein binding; ATP binding; protein serine/threonine kinase activity
Source: RefSeq, a predicted model, not a curated record